Molecule: messenger RNA, 1248 nt
Organism: Cuscuta epithymum
Lineage: Eukaryota; Viridiplantae; Streptophyta; Magnoliopsida; Solanales; Convolvulaceae
Source: the annotation of a GenBank genome assembly
AUUUUUACUAGUAAUACGAGGUUAGGAGCGGGAACAAAACAGGGAGAUACAACUUGGGGCGGGAACUGUAGUCAGUCGCUCAGCCAGCAGUCCAGAGAGAGAGAGAGAGGUUGCAGAAGGAAGCCGGUAUGGGAUCUGGAGGCGGAGUGCUGCCGCAAUGGGCAAUGAAGCCUUGCAUCAUGGGUAUUGACGAAGCGGGGCGGGGUCCCGUUUUAGGACCGAUGGUGUAUGGAUGCUUAUAUUGCGCGGUCUCAUACCUAAAGACUCUUUCCACUUUAAAAUUUGCAGACUCUAAAACUUUAAAAGAAGAGAGGAGGGAAGAGUUAUUUGAGGAAAUGAAGACUAAUGGUUCAAUAGGGUGGGCUGUUGAUGUCAUUGAUCCUAGGGAGCUAUCUGCCAAAAUGUUGAAGAAGAAUAAAAUCAACCUUAAUGAGAUAUCACAUGAUUCUGCCAGUGGCCUAGUGAGGAGGGUGUUGGACAUGGGUGUUUUGUUAACAGAGGUGUAUGUGGACACAGUUGGUGAUGCUGACAAAUACAGACUCAAACUUUCUGAAAGGUUUCCAGGUAUCAAAUUUGUGGUUGCUAAAAAGGCUGAUAGUCUUUACCCUGUUGUAAGUGGAGCAAGUAUAGCUGCAAAGGUUACCAGGGAUAGAGCUUUGCGAGACUGGGUGUUUGAUGAGAGUGCCGAUAAUAUGCAUAGGAGCUUUGGAUCGGGAUACCCCGGAGAUCCGGAGACUAAGACUUGGCUAGAUCAUCACAAACAUGUAGUGUUUGGUUUUCCAACACUAGUGCGCUUCAGCUGGGGAACUUGUAAUUCAUACUCCAAACACAUUGCUGAGGUCUUAUGGGAAUCUGAUAUAAAUGAGGAAGACGAAAGCAGUGGAAAAUCUGGCAAGAGGCAGCUUAAGCUUACUAACAUUGGUUUCAGCAGUGAUGCGAAGAGGAAGAGCGAAGACAUUGAAUCAAGUGGUAAAGGACGUUGCAAGUUCUUUCAAUCGCGCAAGCUUGAGCUAGUCCCUCACUUUUGAAGCGUUGACCAGACCUGUAACUUUAAUGUAAUGCAGAAAUCACUAGCGAUGCAUAUUCUAAUUCAAUUUGAGUCUUUGAGGACUUGUUAGGCUGGCACAUGGGCUGAACUUCAUUGGAUUAUAAUGGACCGCACUGGAUAUACUGUGACAGUUUUGUUCCAUACCUCCAUAUCUGGUAGACUGGUAGUCCAUGAAACUAGAAUGUAUUGGAUGAGAAAAG